Molecule: messenger RNA, 4037 nt
Organism: Scatophagus argus
Lineage: Eukaryota; Metazoa; Chordata; Actinopteri; Scatophagidae
Gene: mmp14a
Product: matrix metallopeptidase 14a (membrane-inserted)
Exons: 10
Coding region: 372-2048 (558 amino acids)
Biological process (GO): extracellular matrix organization; collagen catabolic process; skeletal system development
Cellular component (GO): extracellular matrix
Molecular function (GO): zinc ion binding; metalloendopeptidase activity
Source: RefSeq, a predicted model, not a curated record
ACACACACACACACACUUUCUGCCUGUCUCGCUCUCUCUCUCCUUCUAGACCACGUCCACACACGCUACAGACGAUCCCACCACAGGAAAGGCCAAACUAUGAAGCUUCAGCGAGCAGCAGCCACCAGAUGAUUUUAGCGAGUCGUUCGGUCUUCAUCGACUCAACUCUUACUUUGAAGGAGUCGCUUUUGUGCAAAGAAGCAGCCUGGUGCCCCUCGAAGUGUCCAUGCGGAUACGAGAUAAAAGUUUCUGCCACGUUUUAAAGGCCGAUCGAUUUUUAUUUGUUUUGGUUUUUUAUUAGUUUUUCGCCGUUUUCGCUGUCAGGACGGCGGGACUCGUGUAGAAAGUGAGUGCGCUGAGCCUAUAGAAGAAUGCUGCCCCUGCUCAUCACCCUGACCUGUGGUCUGUGCUGCUUUGGUUUUACCUCCGUCACUGCAAAUGUACUAAAAGCCGAGGCUUGGCUGCAGCAGUAUGGCUACCUGCCUCCAGGUGACGUCAGAGCCCAGGCCAUCCGCUCGCCAAAGUCCAUUGCGGCAGCAAUAUCCGCCAUGCAGAGCUUUUACGGUUUGCCUGUCACUGGCUCCAUAGACUCCACUACUUUAAAGGCGAUGAGUCGGCCACGAUGUGGUGUCUCAGACAAAUUCGGCCCGCAGCUGAAGACCAACCUGAGGAGGAAGAGAUACGCUGUGCAGGGUCUGAAGUGGGAAAAGUCUGAAGUGACCUUCAGCAUAGAGAACUACACCCCCAAGAUCGGUGAACGAGCCACGUAUGAAGCCAUCCGAAAAGCCUUCAAGGUGUGGGAGAGCGUGAUCCCGCUCACCUUCAGAGAGAUCCCCUACAGCCACAUCAAGGACAAGGUCGACAAGUUCGCGGAUAUCAUGCUGUCCUUCGCUGACGGUUUCCAUGGCGACAGCACGCCAUUCGACGGCGAGGGCGGCUUCCUGGCCCAUGCUUACUUCCCCGGAAACGGCAUCGGGGGAGACACACACUUUGACCUCGCCGAGCCGUGGACCACCGGAACGGUCGACCAGGGCGGUAAUGAUGUUUUCCUUGUGGCUGUCCAUGAGCUGGGUCAUGCCCUGGGUCUGGAGCACUCCAACGACCCCUCCGCCAUCAUGGCCCCCUUCUACCAGUGGUUUGAUACGGAGAACUUCCAGCUCCCAGACGACGACCGCAGGGGCAUCCAGGCAAUCUAUGGAACCAAGUCUGGGGCUCCCCCUCCCCCACCUCCUCCACCUCGACCCACGAAGCAGCCCAGUCCGGACCAAGGCCCGGACAUCUGCGAGGGACACUUUGACACCAUCGCUGUCCUCAGAGGGGAAAAGUUUGUAUUUAAGGACAAGUGGUUUUGGCGUGUGCGUAACAACAAGGUGUUGACAGGUUACCCAAUGACCAUCAGUCACUUCUGGAAGGGCCUGCCCUCAAACAUCAACGCCGCUUACGAGAGGGAUGAUGGCAAAUUUGUCUUCUUCAAGGGUGACAGGUACUGGGUCUUCAGCGAGUCCACCAUGGACAAGGACUCCCCCAAGAGCCUGAAAGACCUGGGCACCGGUCUACCCAAAGACAAGCUCGAUGCUGCUCUCUUCUACACGCCAACAGGACAGACGUACUUCUUCAGAGGCACCAAGUACUACCGCUUCAACGAGCAGACUCGCACCGUGGACAGCGGUUAUCCAAAGCCCAUCAGCAUGUGGAACGGCGCCCCGGAUAACGUCAAAGCUGCCAUCAUGAGCGAAGAUGGAUCGUACACUUACUUCUACAAAGCCAAUAAAUACUGGAAGUUCAACAAUCAGUACAUGAAGGUGGAGUCUGGUUACCCCAAGUCUGUGCUCAGUGACUGGAUGGGCUGCGAAAGCGACGAGCCCAAGAAGGGUCGGGAAGAAGAGCUGGUCAUCGUCAAUGUGGAUGUCAGUAUGGCGGCCGUGGUGAUCCCUAUCCUCCUACUGGUCCUAGUUUUGGUCACCCUGGGAGCGCUUUUGUUCUUCAGGAAGUACGGCACGCCUCGACGCCUCCUCUACUGCCAGAGAUCCCUCUUGGACAAGGUGUAGACAGAGUGAUUGACAGACUGCCGCAGAGGGACAGAAAGAGAGGGAGAGCGAGAGAACGAGGGCCGAGGGUGAAGAUGGAAGCUGAGAGGGGGAAUAUAUGGAAGAAGAGGAGGAGGAGGAGGAGAGCAGCUGGAGAAAAGACUGACGAAACGGGGGAUAGAAGGGGGACGAUGUGUUAAGUUUUUGGGUGGUUUGUAUGCGCCACAAAAGAGACAAAACAAAAAGGCCCUAGAAACUGAAAUCAGGAAAAUGUGUAUUUGUAUGUUAACUAAUUACAUGUACUGUUCUGAGUCCAGAGAUUGACAACAAACCCACAACCUCACGCAGAGAAGGGAAAUAUACAAAGAGGCCCAUGUUCAUCAGCAUCUCCUCUCUCACAUCCCAGGUAUCACUAAAACAUCCCUCCUUCCUUCCUUCUCCUUCAACUGGACGACUCCAACUGAACUGCUGUCUGACUCGUUUCUAAUUUUGAAAUCCGCGCCUCCGCGUUUUACGUAGAAAUUUGUCAUCUCUGUGAUACGUUUGAAAAUCCGUUGGGGGAGUUUUACUCUGAAAUUCACCGCAGUGUGACAAAGUUUCCACCUUCAACCUUGCAGUACUUCAUGUAUUUCUUCGAUUUCCCCUCUACCACUACGUAGGGCUCAUACUUCUUUAGCAGCUCCUGAAGCGUGUGUGUGUGUGUGUGUGUGUGUGUGUGUGUGUGUGUGUGUGCGUGCAUGCUGCACAAAAUAUCACAAGCUGUCAGGUUGGCAUUGAACGUCCAGUCAGAUUUGUAAACUUGUUCCGUCAUUCUUCUCAAGACUUAAAACUGAAUUUUAAACGAUUUUAUGAAGGCCAAACUUCUUGUACUGUUGCCUGUGUUUUGCCCGCGUUGUUUGAGGACUUUGGCUUCCUUUGGAAAGUGAAAAAAUGGGUUUGUUGAAGAAAAUGCUCAGUGUAGAAAACUUUAAAACAAUACCCAGCCUUACCACUUAGAGGAAACUCUCCCAUCUCGUGACCUUUAAAGAUGACCACAGUGAGUUUUAGUUGUAAUCACCUGCCUGCUAAUGGAUGGAUUUGAGUAUGAAACUAUGAGACUUUUGGACGUGCGGCGAUAGGAUUGGAUGAUUUGUGCCUGUUGUAAGCAGGAUCAUGUCCACAGAAGUCAACCUGCAGGAAGUGGUUUCCCCCUUGCAGCUGCAGGACAUCUACAAUAAAAACAAAAACAAAGAUGCUCCGUGUGGUAGAAAAACUAGAGGCCCUGUUUUUUUUGUUUUGUUUUGUUUUUUUACUUACUGCGUGUAACUGCAACUUGAUUCAAAGGCAAAACUCAGUGCAAGCAGUCAGAUGGGACAAAUGUUUCUUCAAAAACGCGAUGUUUUAUCACGCAAAACAUUCCAGUAACGUUUGUUGUUGAACACGAGCAGAGCUGCUCGUCCGGAUGUCUCGGUAUGCGGUACAGUUUCCAACAGUAUAGUGCAAUUUUUGAAUUAUUAUCGCGUUUAUGGGAAAUUGUUGUUAUUAUAAGUAUGGUUAUGGUUAUUAUUGUUCUCCUGGUAAAGUUAUAAUGACUUUUUUUUUCUUUUUUUUUUUUGGCUUCUGUACAUUGUCAUUUGGAGUCCUGCUGGACAGAGGCAUAACGUGACAAUGGUGGAAAUGAAUCCCAGUUUACACUCAGCAUGUGAUGAAUUAGAUCUGAUCAGGGGAGUUGACGCGAGUUCAGCGAGUUCCUUUUUACUCUGAAACAACUGAAAUUACCAGAAAUGUUGCCACAGAAUAACAAGCAAUGCUAUUUAUGAACGUUGAUGGUGCUCAAUGAUUUUUUUAUUUUUUUUUUACACAAAUCGAAAUUGAAAGUGAACUCAUUUAGUUAAUAACAAUGAUAAUGGUAAUGAUAUUUAUAAUGAUGAUCAUAUCAAUAAAAUGGAAUGGAGUUUUUUUUUCCUGCUUGUUUUCACUUUUGUAUUUCAUUAGAUAAAGUGAAAUUAAACUAUUUUCUACAAACACUCA